CGCCUGUCCAGGUGUUCGGUGUAUGAUAUUGCAGAGAUCCGGACCGUUUUGGAGCUUUAACACUGUAUCUGCAUGAAAUGGCCUAACGUGAUAUGCUUUGUGUCCGAGCCCGGCUGUCACUCGGGCAUGUGAAAUGCCACUCCCCGCCCCAGCGCUCCCUCAUCUCCGUGAGAAUGAAGCGGGAACCCCGUCAAAAAUGAAGACUGACACAGGGGUUAGAAUUUGAGCUCCGUGUUUAUACCUCGAUUGGGAAAAGCUAGCGGUUGGGCUAGCCUGUUAGCCCAGACAGCUGAGACACCCGGCGGCGGCUCGGAUAUCUUAAUUGUACGGCCAUGGCUGGACUCAUCAAGAAGCAGAUCCUGAAGCAUCUCUCCAGGUUUGCAAAAAAUCUGUCGCCAGACAAGAUCAACCUGAGCACGCUGAAGGGGGAGGGCCAGCUGACCAACCUGGAGCUGGAUGAGGAGGUUCUCCAGAGCUUGCUUGACCUUCCCACCUGGCUCGCCAUCAACCGUGUGGAAUGCAACAAGGCUGCCAUCAGGAUACCAUGGACCAAGUUGAAGACGCACCCUAUAUCUUUGACUUUGGACAAAGUGGUGAUGGAGAUGAGUACCUGUGAUGAACCCCGCCCCCCUAAUGGCCCGUCUCCUAUAGCAACAGCAUCAGGACAAAGUGAAUAUGGAUUUGCUGAGAAAGUGGUUGAGGGCAUGUCACUGUCCAUCAACUCCAUUGUCAUCAGAAUCAGCGCCAAGGCCUUCAACGCCUCCUUCGAGCUGUCGCAGCUGCAGGUCUACAGCGUCAACACCAGCUGGAGCAUCAGCGACCUGCGCUUCACCCGCAUCCAGGACCCUCAGAGGGGAGAGAUUCUGACAUUCAAAGAGAUCAGCUGGCAGAUGAUUCGAAUCGAAGCUGACGCCAUCCAGAGCGCCGAACACGAGAUGCUGAGUGCCCCCAUCCGCCUAAUCACCAACCAGUCCAAGAUCCGAGUCACUCUGAAGAGACGGAUUAAGGACUGCAACGUGGUGGCAUCCAAGCUGAUUCUGAUCCUGGAUGACCUGCUCUGGGUGCUGACCGACUCACAGCUCAAAGCCAUGGUGCAGUACGCCAAGUCUCUGAGCGAGGCCAUGGAGAAGUCGGCGCAGCAGAGGAAGAGCAUGGCUACGGAAGAUCAGGUGUCAUCAGCGCCCCCAUCAGCCCAGCAGGUUCGCACCCAGCAGGCGUCCACAGCAGCUGACCAGAGUGCAACCAUGGCCAAGCUGUUCAGCGCCUACGAUGUGUGCGAGACAUCUCACCACCUCCAAAUCACACACCUCGACCUGCACAUCUGUGAUGACAUCCACGCGAAGGACAAAGUGAUCAAUAAGAGGAUAACAGGGGGUGCUAUGCAGCUUUCCUUUAGCUCCAUCACUCUGGAUUACUACCCUUUCCACAGAGCAGGUGACAGCUGUGUUCACUGGAUGCACUACAGCGAGGCCACAAAGACCAGAGAGGGCUGGGCGCGGACUCUGCUCGACGAGUUCAAGUCCAACGUCGAAAUGUUAAAGAGCGCGGUGCGAGACCAGCAAGGACCGCCACCUGCCCAUAGUUCCCCACAACACAGUAAAAUCAACACCUCCUCCAGUUCUUCCUUCAGUCCUCCUCCACCUCAAACCCCAAAGACACAGCUCAUGUCCAGCUCUGUGGUCCUCAGGAUGGCCGACUUCAGCAUCUACCAGGUUUCAACAGCUGACCAGCGCCGCUCCAGCCCCAAAGCCAUGAUCUCCUGCAAUAAAAAGUCUCUGUACCUUCCCCCAGAGAUGCCCGCCAUUCAUGUGGAGUUCACAGAGUACUAUUUCCCUGAUGGAAAAGACUACCCUAUCCCAUGUCCUAACCUGUACGCCCAGCUGAACGCCCUGCAGCUUGUCCUGGAUCCUCGCAGCUUGGUGUGGAUCAACCUCUUCGCCCUCGACCUCCGGCAGAGUCUGGAGCAGUUCAUGGAGAUCUACAAGCUGAGCGACUCGCAGAAAUCAGACGAGCAUGUGGACAUCAAAGUUGACGGCCUCAUGCUCAAGCUGGUAAUACCUACUGAUCGGGAUGCCUCCUGUCCCGCUGAUCUGCCUCGCUCCAUCUCAGUGCAGACCUCUGAAAUGGUGGCCACAAACACCCGACAACCUGCAAACUGCACCCGCUCCCACCUUGAAGCCCUGCUGCAGGCAUUUGAGGAGGAACCCUUCUUCUCCACGUCUUACACAUCAUUUCCUCGUUCCACGUCUUCCUUACCCCUGCUGCAUCCCGUCUUCCAGCGCCAUGCACACGAACAAGACACCAAGCUCCAUGACAUCUACCGUGGACUGGUGGUUCCGACGAUGGGCGCAGACGCCCUCAAGAUGCCUGCAGCUGCUGACUUUUGGGCGCUGCACUUUUCCCAGUUCUGGGUGGACUACGAAGGCACCCGUGGUGGAAAAGGGCGGCCGCAGCCCUUUGUGGACUCGUUCCCUCUCACCGUGUGGGCGUGUCAGCCUGCAAAGAUUGUUCAUCAUCAAGAGAAGCUCAGAGGUGCCGCUGGAUCAGGUCUGCCCAGGAGCACGUCUGGGGAAGCUAUCGCUCGUCUGCAGAGGAAACGAUUGCUAAAGGAGUAUUACAGCACUGAUGGUGCUCCAACAUCAACUCAUAGCAAUGAUGCAACACCACCUGCUAGCAAUGGACUCCAUAAACCUCACUCAUUGGACAGUCUCCCUUCCUCCUCCUCUUCUCUGUCAUCAUCAAAUAAAAAUGCUGAUGUGCAAGUUUUGGUGCAUGUGCAGAAGCAUUUAAGUGCUCAGGUGAGCCACCGGCAGUACGUGUUCCUGAUGCAACUCCAGCGCAGCAUCAAGGCCCUGCAGCAGACCCUGCAGCAGGAUCUGGAGGAGAUGAGCUCCAAGAAGGACCGUAAAGAUCCCUCGCAGCGUCCUGCAGACCACCAGCCGUUCACCGCCUGCCUCGGCCUGCUUCUGAAAAGCGCAGAGGUGUCCUUGCUCCUGAAACCUGUCUCUCAGCCCGAGGGUUCAGGGUCUCCUCUGGGGUCUGAACUCUCACCAUCAGAGAGCCGAGGUACCCUGGAGCCUGGGAGCGACACUGGAGAGGGAGCGGAGAAGAGUGAGAGGGGGAGCGAAGGAGCUGGGUCUGGGUCUGAUGGAGGGGCAGCAAAAGGAGCUUGUAACACUGUAGACCAGCUGCUGUGUGGAGAUGGCUCAGACGGGCCCGCUCCACUCGUUCCCUCCUCCGCCCCAGCUGCACGUCCUGACUUAAAUCACAAAGCCUCACUGGAGGAGAGGACUACAGCUAAGAACUCUGGGAAAUGGAGUUCAGAGGAUGGGGGUGAGGUGGUUGUUGAUGGGUUGACUGGAGGUGAGGAAGGUGGGGUUGGAUUAGACUCUAAAACCCAGACAGGAGACUCCCUGUUGGACCCUCUGAGCAGCAAAGAGUGGAACGACAAAGACACGAGUGCAGCCUCCAAGAUGCCUCAGUCAAUAUCCAGUGGUCGUUUGAUGCGGGAUCGCUCCCAGUCCAGCUUCUCUGUGUCCUACAAGAACAUGAAGAAGAGCCCAUCCCUGCAGUCGCUUGACAACAUUUCUAUAGACAGCUACCUGAUGGAGGAUGGGGACACUUACAGCCUGCUUGAGAGAGAUGACGUGUCCAUCUCAGGCUUCAAGGAUGCCAUCAGCGAGCAAAGUGCCACAGAGAGCGCCACUGAAGCCGUGAUUGGUCCUGAGCAGGAGGGAGGCGUGUCCCCUGACACUGUCAGUGCUACAUCCCAGAGCAUCGAUGAUCCCACCAAGGAUAUAGUGUCAGUGCUGGUGUUGAAGGUGCGGUCAGUAUGUGUGGCCAUGGAGGCGGAGGGAGAGAGCACGGCUGUGGCUCUGGAGGUGGGACAGGUGACACCGAGCCAGCUGGGAAAUGUCAGCCUCAGGCAGUAUCUCAGCAACCGCAGCCUGGGUAUGGUGUGUUCAGUACCAAUACCUGCUCAAAGCAGCCAAGCUGGCUGUGAGCUCAGCUCCACCUCCGUCAGGGGCCUCCACAGUCCAGAGGUGCGCGCUCGCCUGGAGAGCGGGCCCUGUGCCGCUGCUCACUCCCCGCUCGCCGAGCGGAACGGCUUCCUGCAGCUGCAUCUCCAUGGAUACCAGGCAAGCUUCUUGAUGUCCACAAUGCAUAACCUGGCCCACUUCCUGGAGGACGACUCGGCGCCGCAGGUGCUGCCCAUGGAGAUCAGUGUCAGGGACACACACAUCAACUUGAAGGACGACGGCCCUCGCGACAACCCAUCUGACCCAGAGCCCUCUCCAAUCACGCUGCACGUGGACAGCCUCAUCAUCCACAGAAGAGAUGACGGCUCCUUCUCUAUAGGAGUGGACAACACUUCAGAAAACAAGUCCAAGAAAGAUGGCGUGUUGAUUGACAGCGCUCUGAGUCCCGUUCCUGAGAUGGUGGGCGGCGUCUGCACGGUACCAAAGGCUACACAGACUCAAGCCCCGCCCAGCAGUCCACCUCCAUCCAGCAGAGAAAAGAUGCUGCUGGAGGAAAACGAAUGUCUGAAAGUGGAGCUGUCCCGAGCCAAGAUGGCGCUGGCUGAGGCUCAGAUGGAGAAAGACUCAUUGCUGCACCGUAUAAAGAAUCUCAAAGUCAACACUAGCUAGAUUUUUCAAUCUAUUCUUUCACGCUACCAGCAAGUCUUACUCGGCCCUCACCGGUGUGAGGUUUGAGGGUCAGCAGCUUAAAGGCAACAUCAACAAGUGAAGAGAAAAGGGGGGGGGGUUUCUUUCUCUCAAUCAGCUCCCUUUGUGUGCUUAUUUGUUGAGCGAGCCACUUUAAAACUUCAGAAAAAUUCCUUCAUAAAGCAAUGCAGAGUCUGUGUGAAGACUCACAGCUCGUCGUCUGUUUUACGUGCGCCACUUUGAACCGGGGAGGCUCGACAUGGUUGAGGGGGAAAAAAAAAAGGGAGAGGUGACAUUUAGCGGGCCUACGUGUGUUUGUUUGUGUGUGGAGAAGAAAGAGGAUCUAUAUCCAUGGUUGUGCCUACAGAAUACCCCUCCCACACUGUUCCUGUUGUGUAAGAAAAACCAGAUAGAGGAAAAUCACAGAUCUUAAAUGUUCAUUCAAUCCUGUAGAUAUGAAGAAAUAAGAAUGUCGUAUCUUCAGAUGAAUGUCUCAAAAGAAUAUUUGCACUGCUCUGAAAUUAAUUGUAAUUUUAGUGCUUUCCUAUUCAGAGGGGGGCGACGAAUCAUGCUCUCCGUCGCCUUCAGAGUGUGUACAGUGUAUAUUGUAUAAGAAUGUGAACACACGAAUAUUUUCUUCAGAAACUUUGUGCAGUGUUUCAGUUGAAUGUGUGUGUUUGUUGCAGCCAGAACAAGCAUUUCAUUACAAAUAGAGGAUAAGAAAUUUCUAUGUCAGUUUCACGGCUUUGUCAGCAAAAUGCCCCACUAUAAAGUCUGUAUCCCUGUUCUUAUUUUUCUAUGUGUAAAUAGCUUCUUAACAUGUGCAGCACUUUUAAAACUAAGGCACUGUACAUACAAAAGAACUGUGAGAGAAAAAAAAUGAGUGUAGGAGGAAGUAAAGGCGCAUUGAAGCUGCCUGAUUACAUAAAUGUGUUUCUAAUCUGCCGUGUGUAAUUUUUUUCAUGGACAUAUCUGCUGCUGUUCCUUAAUGGGAGAGGAUGUUAACUUUUCUAUCAUGCUUCAGGACAGCACAAAAGGUGAUAAAAUGAUGUUUUUAUGUCUGAAGAAUUUGCUCACACACUCAACACUUAACAGUGGAUUCAUCCAAUCCAUCAUAUGCAGUCUGUACCUUCACUUCAAGAGUCCGCUCCGUGUAAAAGACAUGACACAAAAUAGUUCUCAGAACCAAGACUUGAAAUGUCAAACGUAGGGUUUUAACAAGAUUGUAUGUGAAGUUUUGCCAGUGAAUAGGAUUUUUUAAAAUCUGACUUUCAUCCAUCAUCACAGCCCUCCUCCUCCUUCCAUCUCUGGAAAACUCCGCCCGCUCAAACCCUGUGGAGGAAGAAAAAGAAGAAGUAAUAAUAAGUUGUAUUUUGUCUGUCAAAGCUGCUGAAAUACUGAUGAAAAUAAAAGGGUAUCCAAUUAA
This is a messenger RNA of Cheilinus undulatus (humphead wrasse), 6093 nucleotides long. RefSeq names its product UHRF1 binding protein 1-like (gene bltp3b). The record is from RefSeq and is a predicted model, not a curated record. The transcript has 23 exons. NCBI's taxonomy places the organism in Eukaryota, Metazoa, Chordata, Actinopteri, Labriformes, Labridae. Bases 333 to 4649 code for a protein of 1438 amino acids.